AGACUAAUUUUGUAGUCUUGCGGGAAAGGUGGGAUAUUUGGUCUGAUGUGAAAUGGAACCAGAUUUAAUUCAAGAUUCUUUACACCAAAACAACUACGAAGAUUAUGAUUUCGGUCCUAAAUUCAAGAAACUUCGAAUUACUGACAAUGUCCGUGAGCUUCAAACUGUUUUACGAUCAAAACUAACUUCAAGAGGGGAUUUCAUAUUUUAUGCAGACAGAUUGAUUCGAUUAGUUGUAGAAGAAUGCCUCAAUCAACUGCCAUAUCGCCACUGCCAGGUCACCACACCUACAGGACAAAUUUACGAUGGUCUUCGGUACGAAAAAGGAAAUUGUGGCGUCAGUAUCAUGAGAAGUGGUGAAGCCAUGGAGCAGGGACUAAGAGAUUGCUGUCGAUCAAUACGCAUCGGCAAAAUCCUUAUACAGAGUGAUGAAGACACACACGAAGCCAAAGUUGUCUAUGCUAAACUUCCUCCUGACAUUGCUGUACGCAAAGUCCUCCUCAUGUAUCCCAUUAUGGGUACCGGAAAUACUGUGAUAAAAGCUGUAAAUAUACUCAAGGACCACAAAGUGCUGGAAGAAAAUAUCAUCCUAAUGAAUCUCUUCACAACACCCUCAGCUGCCAAAGCAGUGCGGAACGCCUUCCCCGAGAUGAAUGUCUUCACGUCUGAAGUCCAUCCUGUGGCACCCAAUCACUUUGGCCAGAAGUAUUUUGGUACAGAGUAGAUGUCCGCCAUGCCAGAUCCCCAAUCAUCCAGUAUCCAAUGCCUCAAGAUCUACUUCACCAUUCACACAACAAUCCCUUCUAUUCCAGCUUUGACAAUGUUUUACCUCGUAUGUUGAGCGUAUGUGAAAACUUGGUCAUGAGAAGCCUGUUUUAAUUUGUCUUGGUUAAGUGUUAGAUAUUGUAUCCUGCACUUUGAUAACAAUUAUACAUCUCAUAAUGUGUUGAUGCUGGUCAAGAAUCUCUGAACAAGCUGGUGUUCAUGUACAGAAAUUUUAAAUUUGCAGAAGUGGGCUUUAUUCUUAUCUAAGCUCAAAGCUAUAAAUUAUCAAGUUGUGGUGAUAUCAGAAAUGAAAGUGAUAUUAUAUGUCUCGUCAUAAUAGAUGAAUGUCAAAGAAAAAUUGUGUUCAGAAGAUACAAUAGAAACACUGGAAUGUCUUUGAACAAAUGUGUCAAUAGAAAAUUAGAAAGGUGCUUAAUUUAAUUGGUCACAAAGAUAAGCUGUGUGAAUCCUGUAAAUGUACUGAUUUUGGCACUCUCAAAGUUCAGGUUAUAACAGAUCUGAGCAAUAGCUUACACAUGAUCUUUAAGCCCCUUUUGGCGUGAGCCGAGCAGCUUAUUCUGUCCAGAGAAAUAAAUGAUGGACCCAUUUCCAUACAGGAAUAGUCCAGCGAUGUUUAAGCUUAAUUUAUGAUAAUGAAUAGAUAUCUUCAUCUGGAAUAUUUUUAUAACUGAAUAUUUUACCGUUUCCACAGCCUUUGGUAUUCUGCUAUAAGGUAUAGUCUGUUUCAUAAAACUUCAGAAUAAAGAAUCUUUAUAAGGGCACUGUCAAUUAACCGCGUCCUGCGCCCUUAUUAGGUCAUAUACGGUAAUUCAGUUCCUGCAUACUUCUAUUAUAGUUUGAAGCUUAAAUAGAAUCUAAUUUAUCUGACAUUCACCUGUGGUUAUGUUAAGUAUUCUGAUGGUCUUCUCCAAACAACUCAGCAUAAUCAAUACUCACUGAAAACAAAAUGGUUGUCUCCUCUGCAUUUUGCAGGUGCUGUAUUGGUGAAAUACAAACUUCAAAAUCAAUUAGAGGAAUGUUUCAUUUGUGCGGUUUGACCAUACAUGUUUAAGUAUUUUUUACAACUGUGAUCAAGGUCAUUUGAAUGUUUGAUUGGCACUCGAUAACGUGUAACACACUGCUCUUGCACAAAAGAUUUGGCUGCAUCAAAAUAUUUUUCAAUCAGAAGAGUGCGGUAGAUAGCUCGGACGUUUGUUUAAACCACAAUAAGAGAAUACUGUUUAUUGAUUCAACAACACAAGAAUAAUUAUGAUAGUAAUUUCACUCUAUGAAAUAAUAUGUAUAAUAUUUUGCUAGAGUGUUUCCCUACAUCAUGCCUAUCCUACAAUUUACAAGCACAAAGGCUAUUCUUCAUUACCCAUCCGCUGAUAGAGAGUGGAUUAACAUCCAGCAUAGGAAGUUAACUUGAUUAAACGCUAGGUCUGCAAACGUCUUUGCUGAACAGAAUAAUGACGGACUGACAUGAUUCUAGAAUAUUUAUACCAACAGUUUCUAGAAAGUGUAAUUAGCAGAAUUGUAAUUAAGUGGAAUGCUUCCAUUGUGAAACAUACUAAAAUAAGAUUACAGCUAUAAAAUAUGUACGUUUACAGCAUAUGAAGAUACAACCUGUGCUACUUUCUGUUGGACAAUGCAUAUAAAUUUCCACAUUUCCAUCACUUACCCUUGUGCCAUUUUUGUGUAUCCACUUCCGACAGUCAUAUUUUGUCAGUCGGCAUGUCAUUUAUAUAUUUGUGUGUGUGUGUAUCUAAAGGAAUGCUCAAGCGAAGAAUUCCAGACAUUUCCAGUCAGCUCAGGUUAAAAACAUUUAAAUUCAACUUAUUGUAUGGCUGCUUCAGGAUAAGGUUUAUAUCAUUUACUGAACAAUUGAAUUCUAUUGACUGUUUUAUGUGGCAUUUAAAGAUCUAUAUACUGUACUAUGAUUUUUAAAUGUAAUUGCAACAAUGCACUAAUAUCUUUGGGUACACUUCAAAUUAUGAGGAACAGUUUUAUUACUUUUGGAAACAUGAUAGCUAUUUUGUCACUAGUGUAACUGUUCAAUGUUUCGUAAUGUUACUUGAUUGUGGCACUGGUUAUUCUUCUUUCAGAAAAGUGAAAGCUGCAUAUCAGUUUUAUCUUUGUUAAAUCAAUCUUGCUGAGAAAAAAAAAUCUGACAUGCGACUCAUGAUUGGUGUUCUCAUGAUGUUAAUUAAAAGCAAGUGCAUGCAAUGGACUUCGGAUGUUGUUGGCAAUGUAAUGUAUAUUUUUUCUGCAUAAUGCCAAUGAUUAAUGUACAAAUGUUACACAAUUUCAUUCUUUUACAUAAUCUCCAUGUAUGUGUGUGUUUACUUCAGCACUGGAAUGCUUGAAAAUGUCCCGACAUUAUUCGGUUUUACAGGAUUGAUUUUUUGCAAUCAUGCUAGUCAUGACGAUAUCAAAAUACUUACUCUGCUACAUAUUUAUCCUGAUAGAUUUACUGUAUGGAAUUCAUUAGUGAAACUUAAUUAAUUGAAAUGAAAUGAAACCCAUUAUAGAGGAUAGUGUAAUCUGUGUAUCACAAGAUGCAAAUAUUUCCCAUAGAGUCCAGAACAACAUUAGAUGUUUUAUAGAGAUAAUCCACUUGUUGAAAUUGAGCAAGUUUGAUAAGAAACUAUAAUGACUAUGGUCCAACUAUGGUAGAAGCAAACUCACUUUACAAGUAAUGUAUAGAACAAGAAGUUUCUUUGUACACAUCUUGUAGGCUAGCUCAACCACCAAUGUACUCCAUGUUUCCAUUCGGAAUAUAUACAUAUGUAAUCACAUUAGAUGGAACACCUGACUACAGUAAAUAGUUAAUGAUCGAACUUACCCAAUUUCAAAUACAGUAUGAUUAAUCCAUGUGAAGAAUUUUUUUUUUUUUUCAUUCUGAAAAUGUCGACAUAUUGAUGUCAUUCCAUAUCUGUCUGCUCAUGACCUGUCAAUCAUGUGUGCAGCAUAGCAUAGGUAAAGCACAUAAUAUUGAUUAAAAGUCAUACAUUUAUUCCCUUCAUUGAAUUGAAUGGACUUUGAAUGUCAUGCAUUGUAGAUGUAGGUACAUGUGUGUAAUGAGCGACCUUCCAAGUCUGAUGUAAGGAAGAAAUGUAAUUGUUUUAAGCAAGUUUCUGCAUUACCUGUUACUGCUGUUACAGUGGUCUGAAGGCUUCUACAGGAGACAUACUGGGAACAAAUUUUUGUAUAGCAUUAUGUUUUUUAGUACAAAUAUAUGAAUAUAUUUCAAAUAUGUCUUGCAAAUUUAUACAGAUUUAUUGUUGAAUAGACAUUUUCAUUCACCAUUAUGUUCACUAAAAGUAUGAUAUAAACCCCGAGCCCUGUCAAAUCAUGUAACUCCCAAGGGGUUUAAGACAUGUAUAAAUGAACUGGACAUGUUCACUACUGUUUUACUGUAGACAUUGUUUACAUUUAUCAUGGUUUUAUUGUAUUUCAUUUGUGUUACACUACACCGGCAAAAUUCCUUCACGUAAAAAUCAGAUUCACAUGAAAUUCACAUGAAAAAAUUUCACGUGAAGGAAUUUUGCCUGUGUAUAACAUCAGGAAUGUGUUAACAUGAGGUUUUAGAUAUCAAAUGUAUUAGCUUGCAGUCAAUUUUUUGUACGGGUGUAAACAAGACUGGAGAAGAUUGGCAUACUGAAGAAUAUUGGUUGUUUACAUUUUAUGAUUAUCUCAUUCUGUCGGUUUCGUUAAUCCAAAUCUUGAAAGAACAGCAUUAUAUUACACAUAUCAGUUUGUAUUGAAUAUUAAUUACUCAAGACAGCAAUGGUUGAUUUAGAGAAAUGCCCGCAUUAGUGUUCCUUAGAUUUUAACUUUAAUUUAUGUACUAGUAAGCUCUUGCUUUUCUAUAUGAGGCAGACCGAAUUACUGUUCAUUAGAAUUUCCAACAUCUGCGAUUUCAUUGUCUUGUAGUAUGAUCUUAAUUUUUUUCAGGAUAAAUACAGCACAUUGUAGUCCAUUUUUUUUUCUUUUGUAAUUUACCUUUUUAAUUACAAAAUGCAACAUAACUAUGGAAGAUUUUGUAUAUAUUUAUAUGUACAUUAUUGUUACUUUUUUUCUUUUCUUUUUGUUCUAUAUCCGAGUAAGUGAAUGAUGUUGACUUUUUUAACUAAUUCAUUGAUUUUGGAUAUUAAACUCUACAUGAUAGUCAUAUGACAUCCUCUCCUGCCAAAUAGGAAAAUAUGCUGUGUAGUUUUAUCUAAAAAUAAAUAUGAGUAUUUCCGUCUUGUACCUGCAUGUAAUAUCAGUUAGUACCUAGAUACAAAAGACUGACCAAAGUAGUAUUGUGUGGCGAACAUCAAAUGUUUGCAAAUAUCUUUUGCUCACAUUAAAGUGUGAAAUUUAUUCAGAGACUAAUUGUCAAUUUAUUUUAAGGUACCUGUUAUCUUACAUGUAAACAUUGGUUCACUGGGGCCAAUGUUUCUUCAGUAGAACAAUCAAUGAAUUUCUGUUUAAUGAAUACUUAUAUCAAAUAAUUUAGAAAAAUACUUAUCAAAUAAUUUAGAAAUCACAAGUGUUCAGUUUUUUUUUUUUUUUUGUUAAUGUAAAUAACCUUGUUGUUUAAAUCUAGUUUGGUGGCAACAGUUAGAUUGUAUAUUAAAUGUACUUCAACUUGUAUAUGUAAACAUCAAAAUUCAAAAGUAUCAAAAUUUGGUUUGUAUGUGAAAUAUGUAUAGUAUAUAGUUGAGAAAGACAUGAAAAUAAUUAGGCUAUGGGUAAAGAAUUAAUAUGUACCGAGGGUAUGUUAUCUGUGCAAUAGAUCUGUCAAGGUGUUUGAUAUAAUUCCUGGACAUUUGAAAUUAAAAAGAUGUUUUUGAAUGCAUGCAUUUCCUAAUUAUAGCUGCACCAUCUUGUAUUUCAGUCAUUUAAAUUUGAAAGACAAUUAUUUAAACAAUGCUGUUGGUUUACCUGGUAAGUUAAUUUAUGCAUGUAACUCCAAAGUUUCCUACCACUAGCUUAGAUGUGUACAAUCUAUCUUUUGGCUAUUACAGAGACUAGUCCAGAGUGUUUAGGGACAUCAAGAGGGUGGCUUUAUUUAUAUUUCUGGUUUAAUGAAGCAUUUGGCCCAUUUAUUUUUCCUGAGUGACAAAAUAAAACCAGUUACAUAUAAUAUAUUGUGGUGAAGAGGUUUAUAAUGUAAGUCUUGCAAGUCCUUGUCUUUGCCCCACACAUUUACCACCAACAUACGGACAAGUGGUCGCACUGCGACAAGGUUGUACGGUACAUCUUAAGGGCGAAAUGUGAUACUUAACUAUUUGACAGCAAGCUAGUUGUAAACGAAAUUCUAGACAAGGUCUAUGGGUCAUAAAUUUUAGAUCUUAGGUGUCCAGUUAUAUUGCAGUUAUACAAUAAUGUAAUCUAAGUCAAUUGUACAACAUUUAUACAUAAACACCAGUAUACUAUCAAACAAAUUUCUGAUUAUUACAUAGCAAUAUUUACUUUUUUGUUUUAGGUUCAAUUUCAUUUUAAAAUCCUAAAACUCUCUUUAUUCUGGUCCUGUGAAAUUUGUUAAAAACAAGUUUUGCUGUACAUGGAUUAACCAAAUUGGUGGCUAUUUUUGCUUUGGUUUUCAUUCAGCUAGAAUUGAUAACACAAUACAGUAAUUACACAGGUUACCAGGGUUCAGAUUCUGUAGGUUUGUGUAUUGAAUCUUGAGAAAACUUCGUGUUAAUAUUCUGUAGUUUUAGACAUUUAGAUCCUAGCAGUUUGACCUUUAGCUAUAAUAUUACAAUGCUUGAUUAUGUUUUUGUGAAUAAGUAUUAUUAUGUUAGCAUCAUUACAUUGUAAAUGUAAUUAAUGUGUUGCCUGUUGACCACAAUGACAAUAAAGUAUUGUCCAAUGUA
Pecten maximus is the source of this 6632-nucleotide messenger RNA. RefSeq names its product uracil phosphoribosyltransferase homolog. The record is from RefSeq and is a predicted model, not a curated record. Lineage: Eukaryota; Metazoa; Mollusca; Bivalvia; Pectinida; Pectinidae. The coding region runs from base 53 to 724 and encodes 223 amino acids. The transcript has 7 exons.